AUGUCAUCGGCACAUAUGCAUGUUACUGAUGAUAACGAUUCGUUAGCAGAAAUGCUUGGCUAUCUUCUUGAACAAUUGAUAUUACAUAAAUUGAACAAAAACCAAAUAAUAACCAUUGGUCUAUCAGGUGGUUCCCUUGUUGAUUUACUUGCAUCCAUGUUACCUCGUUUACAAUUACCCUGGACUUACGAUUCAACUUAUGGAAAUUAUCAAUCGAAAUUAUUUCGACAGUUACCACUUACUGAGAAUAAUAUUAUUAAAAUAGAUCCAAAUUUAGAAACUGUUGAAGAAUGUGCCAAAGAUUAUCAAAAUAAACUACAAGAAGCAUUGAACGAUGAAGAUAAGUCGUUUGAUAUUGUUCUUCUCGGUAUGGGACCUGAUGGAUAUAUUGCAACUGAGCCUGUUACAUUAACAUUAGAUACAAUAAAUCGAGCAAAAUAUAAAAUCGUUGUUAUAACAGGUGAAACUAAAUCAACUACUAUCAAAGAAGUAUUAAGAGAAAAAAAUAAAACUUAUCCUAUUUCACAAAUUAAUAAUCUUGUUUGGUAUCAUGAUAAAGCUGCUGCUAAACAUCUAUAA
This is a messenger RNA of Rotaria socialis, 579 nucleotides long. Lineage: Eukaryota; Metazoa; Rotifera; Eurotatoria; Philodinida; Philodinidae. The record is from the annotation of a GenBank genome assembly.